AUGAUAGACGAUGAACGCUCACGGGACAUGUGUCCCAUUUGCAAGACCGAUAGGUACUUGUCUCCCAACAUGAAUUUUUUGAUAAAUCCAGAAUGCUACCACAACAUUUGUGAAUCAUGUGUCGACCGAAUAUUCUCAUUAGGACCAGCUCCGUGUCCGUAUCCCAAAUGUGGGAAGAUUUUGAGGAAGAACAAGUUCAAAAAACAGGUUUUUGACGACUUGAAAAUCGAAAAAGAAGUGGAUCUUCGUCGUAGAAUCAGUGCCAUAUACAACAAGACCGAAGACGAUUUCGAUGAUCUUAAGGAAUACAAUCUGUAUUUGGAGCAUGUGGAAACCUUGGUAUUCAAUCUUAUCAACGGAGUUGACGUAGAAGCUACAGAACAAGAAAUCAAAAAGUAUGAACAAGACCACAAAAUUGAUAUACUCGAGAUCAAUAUGAGAGAGAGUCAAAAGACGUCCGAUUUGGAAAAGUACCAGGAAGCCAUGGAGCGCAUGAAGCAGGAGAAGUUGAAGAUUCAGCAUCAAAUGGAGUUGGAAGAUUUGGAGUAUCAGAAACAACAGAAACAAUCAUUGUUGGAUCGUCUUUCCUCCUCUAACAUUGAUUCCGAUGAGAUUAUCGCACAGAACAAUUCUCGGGUCAACAAGAGGUUGUCUAUGCGUAAGCAGCAACUCCAACAGAUCACCAGCCAACUAGAACAGCAGUUCGAGAACACCAACCCUCUUGCUCAACAUGCCAAGGCAUUGGCUGCUGAGAUGCCCAAGACUCCAUUCACACCAUUCCAGGGCGACCGAGACCUCACAUCAUACUACACGUUGGAUAACCAGUACAAUGAACCUCAUUUGGCCAAACUUGCAAAAGACAAAGAAUACCUUGGAGCAGGCUGGCGACCGGAAGCAGUAUACGAACGAGCAUUGGACCAGGCAUUCAUGGGAUUGGGCUGUUUGGUCCAACGAGAAAAGGCAUGA
Meyerozyma guilliermondii ATCC 6260 is the source of this 966-nucleotide messenger RNA. It is a transcript of the gene TFB3, whose product is annotated as TFIIH/NER complex subunit. Gene Ontology annotation, cellular component: transcription factor TFIIH holo complex. The transcript has a single exon. Bases 1 to 966 code for a protein of 321 amino acids. NCBI's taxonomy places the organism in Eukaryota, Fungi, Ascomycota, Pichiomycetes, Serinales, Debaryomycetaceae. Gene Ontology annotation, biological process: positive regulation of cyclin-dependent protein serine/threonine kinase activity; nucleotide-excision repair; regulation of transcription by RNA polymerase II. Gene Ontology annotation, molecular function: cyclin-dependent protein serine/threonine kinase activator activity. The record is from RefSeq and is a predicted model, not a curated record.